Molecule: messenger RNA, 3682 nt
Organism: Colossoma macropomum (tambaqui)
Lineage: Eukaryota; Metazoa; Chordata; Actinopteri; Characiformes; Serrasalmidae
Gene: tmc4
Product: transmembrane channel-like 4
Exons: 16
Coding region: 353-2608 (751 amino acids)
Cellular component (GO): plasma membrane
Molecular function (GO): mechanosensitive monoatomic ion channel activity
Source: RefSeq, a predicted model, not a curated record
CCUCCAGGAUUUCCUCCACUAAGAGUUGUCAUUUUCCUAUCAGCAGGUGAUACGACCUGUUCAGCAGAUUGAUUGUCAGAUUAAUUCAAACCCUGUCUGUAAACAGACACUUGAAUCACAAUGGACACGUAGCAGGUUCGGCGACAAGGAAGUGUCUCCAAGGGACAUUUUUCUCGAGCUCAAAGUCCAGGCACGAGAGAUUCUUGGAGCCACACAUACCUCUGAUCCACUGACAUGAGCAGGACUCUGUCAGACUGCAUCUGGUCUACACAAGUUAGAGCUGUUUUUAGGGCUGAUGGUGUGUUUCUGGUCUAUUGUCUGAGAAGCCGGAGGUGACUAAGAAGCUUUUCACAUGGAGCUGAGAGAAUUCAGAGACUCACAUGCUUCAGGCUUCAAUGACCACUAUAGUCCCCAGUCCUCACUCAGGCACCGGGGCAGUCCUGACCUGCAGGAGAACGCAAACACAGUCCAGUUUGACUGGAGCUCACAUCCUGAAGAGAGCGAUGAUGGAGAUUCACAUCAGCCUCAGAACCUCAAAGAGCUUCCACUGCACAUGGCCCUAAAGAGAGCUAUAUGGCAGGUGCAGCAGAUGAGAGUACCAGUCGUAACCCGCUGGGGUUCGUGGCGCAUCCAUCAGUCCAAAGCAUUCCGCCGAUUUCGGGAAGACGCCAAGGACAUGCUGGCUAAGCUGGCACUCUGGAGGAAAACGAUUCACAAGAUCGGAGGACAUUUUGGUGGUGGAGUCCAGUCCUAUUUCCUGUUCCUGAGGUUUCUUGUUAUUCUCAAUUUGCUGUCCUUCCUGCUGAUUGCUGGCUUUGUGAUCAUCCCCAGCAUUGUCUUCCACACUGUUUCUUCCAGUGACUCCAGCAGCAUAGACCCUCUGCCCUCUGUCAACCUGACAGGAAAGGACGUGUGUCUGCACUAUGACCCUAAUCCUGAGGUUCUCACUGUUUUCUACACAUACUUCCUGGACUUGCUCUCAGGAACGGGCUUCAUGGAGUAUUCUUACAUGUUUUAUGGUUUCUAUAACAACACGUUGGUCAUAAGCAGUGGCUUCUCUUACAACAUCCCACUCGCCUACCUGCUGACCGCUGCCUUCUAUUUCCUCUUCUGCCUCGCCUGCAUCAUCGUUCGGAUGGGCAGUGUGACUCGGAUCAUGGUGGCUGCGGGCGGAGGGGCUGUAGGCGGCUACAGUAUGUUGGUUUUCACAGGAUGGGAUUACGGCCUUCAGGGAGAGCGUGCCACCAAGCUGAAACAGAACAACCUGCUCUACCAGUUACAGGUGGAUUUGGAGGAGGAGAGGAUUAAACAGAAGGCUGCCUCUCUGACUCUGACGCAGACAGUGGGUCUGUACUCGUUGCGCAUUUUCCUACAACUCUUCGGUCUCGCCAUGAUUGUGGGGGCUUUCUUUGGCAUCGCUGCUGCGACCCAGUUCAGUCAGUCUCAGCAGCAAGGAGGCAUUGUGGGCCUGAUGCUCCAGUACUUACCCUCUAUCGUCAUAACAACAAGCAACUUUGUGGUGCCCUUCCUGUGUGACCAAGUCGCCCGGUUGGAGAAAUAUUCUCCUAGUAUCACAAUCAUCCUGGCACUGCUCCGGGCAGUGUUUCUGCGUUUAGUGAGUUUGGCAGUGCUGCUGUACACUCUGUGGGAGCAGAUCACCUGUGAUGGAGACGUCACUACUGGGAAAUGCGUACCCUGCAGUUACAACAAUGAGCAGUAUCAGUGCUGGGAGACACGGGUGGGGCAGGAAAUGUACAAGCUGACACUCUUUGACUUCUUGAUCACCAUUGCCAUGCUUGUUCUGGUGGAGUUUCCACGCAGAUUUGUUGUGGACAACUGCUCGUGUAAGUUGGUGCAGUGGGUGGGUCGGCAGGAGUUUCUGGUGCCGCCAAACGUUCUGGCUCUUGUGUACGGUCAGACGGUGGUGUGGGCCGGUGCCUUCUUCUGUCCUCAACUGCCCCUCAUCAACACCAUCAAAUUCAUCAUCAUCUUCUACUGCAAAAAGGGCACUCUGUUCCAGAACUGCCGUCCAGCUCUCAGGACUUUCCGCUCCACCAGCUCCAACUUCUUCUUCUUUGUGGUUUUGCUGAUUGGCUGGAUGCUCGCCAGCGUGGUGCUUAUUUACAGUGUGGCCACUAUUCAUCCCUCCUACAACUGCGGUCCAUUCCGCUUUUCCGAAACCAUGUGGACUGUUGUUCCCAACUCCUUCCAUUCACUCUCCAACACCACCCAGGAGUUUCUGUUCUACAUCGGCUCGCAGGCCUUCUCCAUCCCGCUCUUCAUUUCGUCCUGUGUGUUUCUGUGUUAUGUUGCUGCACUCGCCACAGUCUAUGGGAAAACUGUAGCUCUACUGAAGAACCAGCGUAAAAUGGAGGGGCGUGAUAAGCAGUUUUUGGUUAAACAGAUCAAAGAGAUAGCAGCGCUUUACAAAGAAGAGCAAGAACCAGAGCAGCCCCUGAGACAAAGCCAAUCCCAGAGGAAUGGCACACCGCAGUGGGGGGGACAGCACAACCCUGCGUUUGACCCAGACAUAGAGAUGAUGACACAACCCAGAGCUUUUUUCCCAGAUGACUAUGAGAAUCCUGGACUCCAUUACAGAGAAGGAUGACCAACGGCUUAGACUCAUUAACUGACAGCACCAGACCUGUGUUAGUCUUUCUUUUAGACCUGGAAAGUACACCAGAGAGACUCAGACAGAGUGCUGAGGUGCACAUUUGUGUCCUAUAAAAACUCCAUCUACAGCAUAUCUUAACUCAUUAUUUUUUCAUUUCUUUUGGAACCAAACCUAACAAAAUACUAUAUUUUUUGUGAAGGACCUAUUCUCAAGGGAAUUCACAUAUGUACCAUAUAUGAAAAUAAUUUCUUUUGGAAAAACAUUUUAAAAGGAUUAUACUGCAUGUAAAGGAUAGACCUGUUGCAAAAAGCAUUUACAUAUAUGUGCCAUAUAUAAAAUAUGGUGAUAGGGCUUAUAUUUCAUCAAAUGCACACUGUGAAAUCAAAUGUUUUCGUAAUUUUGACCUUUGUGUGAUCCUUUAUGCAUUACCUCUGAGAUAGCCAGCAAAACAACUUUAUGUAAUAUAAUGUAAUAAAUAUAUGUAUUUAGUGCCAAAUGGAUUGCAGUGUGUUUGGAGCUCCUCUUUCUUCAUCAGACCUGACUGAUCUGUUUUCUAUUUCCACUCAAGUUCUUACAUUCAGUUUUUACACAAAUGAUUUGCCUGCUGUUUGCAGGGACUCUGAUGCGCAAAUAUGUGCAGACAGUAUUGUAUGUUAUGUGCAUGCAAUGUCUAAACAGCGAGCAGCAAAUGAGCUCACUGCAGUGAUGGCUGAAGUUUAAUUUGUCAAAUUCUUUGUUAUGUGAGAAAUUGUUUAACUGCUAAAGUAGCAAUGCUAUAUUUAAAUUUGGUGAUUGUUCCAUGUUUGAUUUUCUGCCUACACAAGCCCACAGCACAGCACUUAAUCUAUGCAGUCAGUUCAUCAUUAGGCUGUUAAAGACCAGAGGAGGUGCUGUGAUAACUGUGAGGAAGACAUCCUUUGGACAGUCAGCUUUUUCUCUAAGAGCAGCUCACACUCAGAAUGAGCUGCCUGUACAUAUAAGAGAAUGCAUUUCAUUUGGUUCUUUUUCAGCUCAUUUAAAGUCUUGGCUGAAAAACAAUAAAUAAUGUCAUCAUAGCAUGUAAAUAAU